Molecule: messenger RNA, 1982 nt
Organism: Ornithodoros turicata
Lineage: Eukaryota; Metazoa; Arthropoda; Arachnida; Ixodida; Argasidae
Product: cyclin-dependent kinase inhibitor 3-like
Exons: 2
Coding region: 177-800 (207 amino acids)
Biological process (GO): dephosphorylation
Molecular function (GO): protein tyrosine phosphatase activity
Source: RefSeq, a predicted model, not a curated record
CGCGCCGUUCGCACGUUCGACGGAAUCGAAUCAGCACGGCGGCGACGGCGGUUUCUUUGCGCUGACGCCCGAUUGGCAGCAAAUUCGAACUCAGUUUGUUCUCUACGACGGCUUGACACAGUAGUUUCGCGAUUGGCUCUCCGGAGACCCUGAACCGCGGCUUCCAACUGAAGAAAAUGAGCUCAUCUGACGAAGACGUUUCUGGUGAUCACUUCAGCCUGAAUUCAGCAGCUUCAUUCAAGAUAGACUGGCUCGAUUUGUCGGCAUGCGGUUACCCAGACUCCGUCGGCUUGAGUGGAUUACCAGGCUGCAAGUUCAAGGAUAAUUGGAGGGAUAUCAAACGGGACCUCGAGUGCAUAAAACUGGAAGACAUAAGCGACGUUUUCGUGCUGUGCACCCGCGGAGAGCUAACACUGUACAGAGUUCCAACGCUUUUGGACGAAUACAGCCGACAUGAAAUUGCCGUACACCAUUAUCCAGUGCCAGAUGGUACUGCACCUACCAUCGACCAGCUGAUGGCCAUUCUCUAUGGCAUUGGUGCCACCAUAGAACAAGGGAAGAGAGUUUUGGUUCAUUGCUUUGGGGGAUUUGGAAGAACCGGUGUCGUGGCUGCAUGCCUUCUUUUGAAUUUGGAUGAUGCCCUUACACCAGAACAUGCUCUGUGCAAAGUGCAGCUGCUCAGAGGACGCAGGGCAAUACAAACAGUGAAACAGUACAAUUUUAUUUACGACUUCAGAGGUUUGAGAGAUGAACAUGCUAAGAGUACUUCUGGCCAACAGGUUAGACCUGUGUCCAGAUAAUAAAUAUAGAAAUAACAUAGAAAUAAUAAUACAGAAAUAAAUUGUUCAAUACCUCUGCUUCUUGGGGAACACAGUUUGGCGUGGUAAUUUAAGCGUGGAUAACGUGUCCUGAAAUGUCUGGAAAAACAGAUAAACAGGAAAAAAAUGCAAAGUAAACAGCACACAACUAGUAGGUCUUGUGCCAUUAACUUCUCUGUCCUAUUGCCAAGCCAUAAAAUGAAGUAAACCAAGACACUAAAAUUCAUGGUUCUGGUAUGCACAAAAGUGUAAAUUAAAGAAUGUUAAGUAUGAAUGUACGUUUUGCAUGGGUCUCUAGAAUUAGAAAAUAUUUUAUGUCGUUCAUUAGUAAACUACAAUAAAUUCAGAUUCAGUGCUACAGAAAGCACAAGUGCAACUUGUGCAUUUCCAUGAUUUGAAACCUAAAUGAUGGUUUUUGUUGUUUUUUCAUUGUCUGAUAGCCUUGGCAGUGCAUAAGGUUAAUUUGAUGAACAGGACAUGAUGUGUCUCGUGUGUAUGAUAUGUAUUAUGCAAGUCAUGUAACUCCUCAGGCACGGAGUGGUGGGCUUUGUAUCUGAAAUGUUCUUAGCUGACAUAUUUAUAAAGUUUCCUUCUGCACUUAGUGUUAAGGAUUUGAUCCAAAGGUUUUAUUGCAUGUCUCACCUUCCAUGUGAUCACGCCGGUUGUACAGCAAUCUUCGCUAUCAUUCUGAACAUCCCACUGCACACCACAAACAUUUGGUCAAGGUAUGGGAUACUAGCUGCUUUGUUUAAAGGACACUAGUUUAAUACAACAAAGACACUUUAUUCGUCGUAACAUAUGGCGUAAGAACAACUCAAAUAUUUUACUGUGUGUGAUCCGGGACGCUGUAAACAGCCACAGAGACUUGGUCUUUCUGUUGUAUCAACACGUUCCUAAAAAUAAGUUGGAAUUAGCGAUACAAAAGGCGACAUUUUAUCAAAGGAUGGGGUGUGUCUCAAAGUAAUCCACAAAUUUUCAAUUCUAUAGCACUCAUAUUGUUACUUUCCCAAGGUGCACCACGCUGUGAACUUGGAUUGGGAUUUUCUGGCGCAAACUGUAUUGUGAAGUACAUGCAUGAACGUGCGACUGGCAACAAAUUUGCUACUGAAUGUACGUUUGCGCCUAAAGUUCUGAAUUAGUGAUUAAAAUUCCUUCCCAGCUUCA